Messenger RNA from Pangasianodon hypophthalmus (striped catfish), 2308 nucleotides. RefSeq names its product DIRAS family, GTP-binding RAS-like 1a (gene diras1a). Bases 324 to 911 code for a protein of 195 amino acids. Gene Ontology annotation, biological process: signal transduction. The record is from RefSeq and is a predicted model, not a curated record. Gene Ontology annotation, molecular function: GTPase activity; GTP binding; GDP binding. The transcript is spliced from 2 exons. Lineage: Eukaryota; Metazoa; Chordata; Actinopteri; Siluriformes; Pangasiidae. Gene Ontology annotation, cellular component: plasma membrane.
CGUCACACUGCGCGCGGAGGAAGCGGGGGUGUCCGCGUGCGUCACACGACGCUGGAGCGUAGCCGCGCGCGCGCGCCUUCCAACAGCAAUAACGGCACCUCAGCUCUCCGCCGCAUCUCUCCGUUUAACGCCAUGCAAUCCAAAAGGCAAAAUGCUACGUGACUGGCAUGGCGUAGAAUCUAAGACAUCCGUGGCGUCUUUGCUUUCCUGCUGCUUCCUAUAAUCUACUGCUGACGUCUUCGGGACACUGCAGAACAGCGUCGAGAUCUCAGGGAAUACAUCAAGAGUUAGCACUGACUGCACCCUGAGUGGACCAUACCAGCAUGCCUGAGCAAAGCAAUGACUACCGUGUGGUGGUGUUUGGGGCUGGAGGUGUUGGCAAGAGCUCCCUGGUCCUUCGUUUUGUGAAGGGCACGUUCAGGGACACGUACAUCCCCACGGUGGAGGAUACAUACCGGCAGGUGAUCAGCUGUGACAAAAGUGUGUGCACGCUGGAAAUCACUGACACGACCGGCAGCCACCAGUUCCCAGCAAUGCAGCGCCUGUCCAUCUCCAAGGGUCACGCAUUCAUCCUGGUGUACUCCAUCACCAGCCGCCAGUCACUGGAGGAGCUCAAACCCAUCUAUCAGCAGGUGCUGGCCAUCAAGGGCAACGUGGAGGGCAUCCCAAUCAUGCUGGUGGGCAACAAGAGUGACGAGAGUCAACGUGAGGUUGAGACCAAGGAAGGGGAGGCGCAGGCCAACAGCUGGAAGUGUGCCUUCAUGGAGACGUCGGCCAAGACCAACCACAAUGUCACCGAGCUCUUCCAGGAGCUGCUCAACCUGGACAAGAAGCGCGACAUGAGCCUCAACAUGCGUUCCAGCAAGCAACGCAGGGCUGACAAGCUGAAGGCCAAGUGCAGCAUCAUGUAGAGAUGGUUUGAGUGGUGGAGAAAGAUGGAGCAGAGUCAUUUCAGCAAUGACAUGACUGGAUGAAAAUGUACAAAAGUCACUCAUCACAUUAGUCCCAUUUCUUUGGAUCUGAAUCAGGUAUUCUUCGGUGCACGGUUGACCAACCAGACUCUUUUCUCUUUUCAUUUAUUCUCUUUGAUGAUUUAUUUGGCUCCUGUAAUGACCACUAGAAUCAAGAGAAGUCUUAAAGUUGACUUCACCCAAUCCCCCUACCAUCUGAUUGAGUUGACUUGGACAUCUUCAGUAUUAACUUGUCCUUCUCCCCUCUCUACCUGCUCAUGCACAGCUUUCCUCAACAAGAUUUGUUUUCAACCUGUAACAAAAAACCUAAUCAUCAUCAUGAUCAUUUUUAGGGCUUCGUGUCUUGUAAAGGAUUUUGUUCAAAACUCGAAUAGAAAAACGUCUUGAACCGGUUAUGCACUUUAUCAUGUUCUCAAUGGGCGAAUGAGACCACAAGCGCAACAAGGUGACCGCAUUAUCCAGCUCUUCCAAAUUAGACAUUACAACAGCACAAAAGCAUGUUAGAAAUUAGAAGAUUUGGGUUCACAGACUUUUCUUUGUUGGCUUUGUAAUAGUACAAACAGGUUCGAACAAGCAAACAUGAAUAGUGAAUGAUGCACAUUUGAUCAUGUAGAACUACCUUCCUACUCAUUGUGAUAAUAGAGUUGUCAUCAAAUACAGAGCUUUACUUAAACAAAGCACAGCAAAGCAGUUUAAAUAUCGAAAGCAUUUUUCCCGAUGUUGGUGGCACGCGAAAACCUGAAAUAUGCAUUAAUCAUUAAUCUAACUGAAACAUUUAACCUGUGCGUGAAAUCUAAAUGUGUAUUAAUCUCAUUUGUAUUGAAUACCCUUGUAUAGUUAAUGUUUUUUCUUUAUUUAGUGUAUAUAUAUAUCCUCUGACUAUUUAAUGCCAUUGCUUUAGCAAUACAUUAUAUAAAAGCACUUUUAGAAUCUUGAGCACAUUCAAAACAUUAAAAAUGAACCUUUACAGAAACGUUUUGUCAGACACUCUGCGUUUACAAUUUUAAAGCAGGUACAGUGUUUAUCUAAUAAUAUUAUGUGAAGGACCAGAAAUAAAAAAUAAAGAAGCACAAACAUAUGGUGUAAAAUAAAUAUUGGACUACUUGUCUUGUUCUGUGAUUUUGAAAUGACAAAUGCAACAUAAACUGUGAUGUACAUAUUAUUAAUAUCAUAAUAGGUAAAGAAAAAGCUUGUCAUGUGAGUAUGAGUAACUUAAUAACUUUGCAUCAAUUUAGAAAGGCAAUAAGAGAUAUAUUAGGAUCAGCUGUAACUAUUUGCAUCACCUUUUUGAUGUCUUUAUGUUUCAUGAUAUGCUAAAUGAAAAUGCAUUAAACCUG